UCCGGUGAAUGACAUGGACCGGAAUGAGCUCUCUCCCGGUUCGGGUGUUGCCAUGGCGAAGAAAGCGGCCCAUAAGAGCGCGCCGGCGCACCACUGCACCAAGGGUUGCCUUGAGUCCAACUCGGAUGCGGCGGGAUCGAACCCGAAACCCAAUCACGUCGCCACGGAGGAGACCGACGACGCAGAAGAGGAAUCCAAGUUUCAGCAUCCUCGCCUGAGGAGAGCAGGAGGAGGAGGGAGCAGCGUCCAGAUUAAGAGCUGCACACCGGGAGGAGGAGCGUCCAGGAGCUCCACUUCCACCGACGCGCGCCUGAGUGAUGCUGAAGCUGCUCCUGUUCCUGCGGGUCGCCACGACACAGUUAAGGGCGGAGGAGAAGAACGCAAGGCAUCUACUGUAGUGACCACUGUGACGGUAGAGGCUUGUAAUGCUGGCGAAGGCGACGGCAAUCCCUCAGCACCGCUUUCCAGCAUGAAAUGCAACAACAACGGGGAAUGCAGGCGGGACUCCGGCACCGGGAGCCUCCGGUCCAUCAUGUCCAAACCCGACGGGAGCAAGCGGACGGCGCGCAAUUCAACGGCCAGCGUGGACGCGGCCAGCACGCAGAGUCAGGACGCCUCGAACCCCGGCGUCCAGGAGAAGAAGGAUUCCAAAGUGUCAUUUUCCAACGCCCCCAGCAGGAAAGCCUCGUCCUCCGUCCACGGCGCGCAGCAGCAGCCCCGCAACUCGGUGACAUUCCUCAAAUCCGAGGAUGGAGCGCAGGAGGACGGCGAGACGCGGGGCAGCCAGGCGAGCUUCAUGCAGCGGCAGUUCAGCAGCAUGUUGCAGCCCGGGGUCAAUAAAUUCUCCCUGCGCAUGUACGGGAGCCAUAAAGGGGUGGAGAAGGAGCAGGAGCGCGUGAAAUCGGCCGGCAACUGGAUCAUUCACCCCUACAGCGACUUCAGGUUCUACUGGGAUUUCACCAUGCUUCUCUUUAUGGUGGGCAACCUGAUCAUUAUUCCCGUCGGCAUCACCUUCUUCAAAGAAGAGACGACCACGCCGUGGAUCCUCUUCAACGUGGUCUCCGACACUUUCUUCCUCAUGGACCUGGUGCUCAACUUCCGCACGGGCAUCAUUAUUGAGGACAAUUCUGACAUCAUCCUGGACCCCAAGUCCAUCAAGAAGAAGUACCUGAAGACCUGGUUUAUUGUGGACUUUGUCUCAUCCAUUCCGGUGGAUUAUAUCUUCCUGAUCGUGGAGCAGGGCAUAGACUCGGAGGUGUAUAAGACGGCUCGAGCGCUGAGGAUUGUGCGUUUCACUAAAAUCCUGAGCUUGCUGAGGCUGCUGCGUCUCUCCCGGCUUAUCCGCUACAUUCACCAGUGGGAAGAGAUCUUCCACAUGACGUAUGACCUGGCGAGCGCAGUGAUGCGGAUUAUUAACCUGAUAGCGAUGAUGCUGCUGCUGUGUCACUGGGACGGGUGCCUGCAGUUUCUGGUGCCCAUGCUGCAAGACUUCCCCUCCGACUGCUGGGUUUCCCUCAACAAGAUGGUGAACGACACGUGGAGUGAGCUGUACUCGUUCGCCGUGUUUAAAGCCAUGAGUCACAUGUUGUGCAUAGGUUACGGUCGUCAAGCUCCGGAGAGUCUCUCUGAUAUCUGGCUGACGAUGCUCAGCAUGAUCGUGGGUGCCACCUGCUACGCCGUCUUCAUCGGACACGCCACGGCCCUCAUCCAAUCACUGGACUCCUCACGACGCCAGUACCAGGAGAAGUACAAGCAAGUGGAGCAGUACAUGUCCUUCCACAAACUCCCAGCAGAUUUCCGACAGAAAAUCCACGAUUACUAUGAGCACCGUUACCAGGGCAAGAUGUUUGAUGAAGAAAGCAUCCUAGAGGAGCUGAACGAUCCGCUCAGAGAGGAAAUCGUGAACUUCAAUUGUCGUAAGCUGGUGGCCUCCAUGCCCCUGUUCGCCAACGCCGAGCCCAACUUUGUGACCGCCAUGCUGACGAAGCUCCGUUUCGAGGUCUUCCAACCAGGCGACUACAUCGUCCGUGAGGGCACCAUCGGCAAGAAGAUGUACUUCAUCCAGCACGGCGUGGUGAACGUGAUCACCAAAGGAACGGUGGGCUUGAAGCUCUCCGACGGCUCCUACUUCGGAGAGAUCUGUCUGCUGACGCGGGGCCGUCGUACGGCGAGUGUGCGAGCGGAUACCUACUGUCGCCUGUAUUCGCUCUCCGUGGAUAAUUUUAAUGAGGUUUUGGAGGAGUAUCCCAUGAUGAGGAGGGCUUUUGAGACUGUAGCCAUUGACCGACUGGACCGGUUGGGAAAAAAGAAUUCCAUCCUUAUGAACAAAGUGCAGCACGACUUAAACUCCGGCAUCUUAAACAACCACGAGAAUGAGAUGAUCCAAGAGAUUGUGAAGUAUGACCGCGAGAUGGUGAAGCUGAUCGACCAUCAGCGUCCGCGCGCCAUGUCCAUGACGCCCUCCAUCCCCGGCGGGUUCUUUGCUCCGCCCGGCCAGUCGCAGGCCAGCAGCUCUGCUAUCGCUUCUCUACAGCAGGCGGUGGCCAUGAGCUUCUGUCCCCAGUUCGGUCCGAUGGUGGGUCCCAGCACCAUGCAGUCGCCGCGAAUGGUCCGACGGUUCCAGGUAUUGCAAAACAUUGCUAGUCCGGUGACGGUUUCUCCUCAGCAGUCUCAGCUGGGGCUUGGUGUGCUCGCCGGUGUCGCUAUGGCCAGUCCGCCGGUUCAAAGCCCGCUAGCGGCGGCGGGUGGACGAACUUUCCAGUACGGGAGCGGCCCGAUGGGCGCACGCUCUGGAUCUCAGCUGUCACUCAUCCAACAGCACAUCCCCAGUCACACAGGGCCCAAAGCUACCCAACCCCUGCAACAAAUAGGCAACCUGACCCAAGACGCCAGAGCCCUGUCGGCUUCCCAACUCUCCCUGCCACAAGAGGGCGCACCACCUGUUGCUCCCAGCCCACCACCGUCGACCCACGUCUCCUCGACUUCGAUCGGCCCACCUCAAGCACCCCAUCCUGCCAUCCCAGGGCCUUCUGGAGUCCGGAGCGCAGUUCCUCAGAGAAUGGCGCUGCCUCACCAGGCGUCCACCGGCGCGGUUGGGAGUUACCCGUCUACACCGCCCCCUACAGGCACUCCACCCGCAGUAGCGGGACCGGACUCCGUUAUACGCAAGAAAGAUUCAAUAGUCAGCCUUCCUGAGUCGGACUUCACCGCUAGAUCCCGGCUAUCGUCCAACCUCUGACGAGAACUAUGAGACUAUUUGUGGAACUUUUUGUGAGUCACAGUUUGUUCUUUUUGCUCGAGUCACACGCUCGUAGGGUGGCUUUUCAUAGGAACCAAAGGGAGGGCGUUCAGACAGACUUAAGGUUUGGUCACAUUUACCGAAAUUUUGCAGGCGAAAUCGUUCCAAUAGGAAUCCGUACGAUCUGGAGUUUCGCACACAGUUGGUUUUUAAAAAUCACUGCGUUGACCAGUUGACGCUGCAUGUUUUAAGAGUUCUGUGCUUUAUACAUCACUCCGCUGUUGACGAAUUUCGCUGAAACAUCACUAAUGUGACCUCACCUUUACUGCUACUAGAUUUAACGUCUCGGCUGCGAAUAGAUUCACGAGGACAGAUGCCUCGCUAGUGUAGCUAGUGCCGCCCCUGUACAGCUUCGGAUGCCUCUUAAUAUAUUUGUCUUUGCCGUCUCGAGUGAAAGGGAGAAAUCCUGUCGUGUGUUACUGUGGUGUUUUCCGUAGAGUUCAUACAAUGCAAUCGAGCGACUAAAAAAAAAUCAGGGACUUGCAAGAGAUGACAAUGAAGAAAUUUGACGCUUCGCGGAAGUGUUUUGGGACGUCUCCAUUCUUUCUGUAUAAGCUCUACUUGUAGCACUCUAAUAACUUGUCUUUCACUUUGUUGUAAAAUAUCUAGAAAAAAAACAACAACUAAAAAGAAUUAUGGACCGCUGGUCGAUCUUAUAUCUUAAUGUAAAUAAAAAAGGUAAAUAAGGGAAAAAAAUAUGUUCUAAUAGAAAACACACACAUUGUAUUUACUCGAAAACCAAAGUUGAGCUUGAACACAAGUUUUGGUUGUGUCUGUGUCAACUGAGAAAAACAAGUCAAAGGAAAACGUCCUCUAUUUAACUGCCUUGAUUCCAAGUUUAGAAGCCAUAUACAUGGUCUGUGUGCGCGUGUGUGUGUAUUUGUGCACAUUUGCUUAUUAUUCGUUUAAUUUAUAAAACUGUUUGAUCAAACGGGAGUGUAAUGCUUGCAUUUUACGUGUUGAUAAAGGCAAUACUUCACUGCAUAGGGAUUGCACUGAAAGUCGAGACUUGAAUGCAAUGGGUCAUUUAAAUUAGCAGUCAAACCAAAAUAAACAUGCUGUUUUUUUGUGAUCCAUGCUGAUCUGCACAUGCAAUAUAAUUCUGCAAUAUUCUUGCCCUGCCUUUUAUAUGAAAGCUUCAUAUCGCAGCAUAAGCAAUUUAAUCAGUGUUAUUCAGAGAAUAUCCGAAAGCUCAUCUGGAUAAGGUUGUGCAGCUUUUGCAAUGUGUUAAGAAAUUUGUCCUCGUUUUCUAAAGUUACAUGUAUUCUUUGUCACUUUAUGUUUGGGGGUCUACGGCAGUAGCACGUUUCGUUGAUGGAAACAGGUUUUGUAAUGUGUUAUUGAUUUUUAUUUUAUUGUUGGGAAGUACUAAAGUCACAAUAAAUAGAAAAAUUCAUGAAUUUUGAAAAAGGUCAAAGAUCAGAGAGGUAGGUUAUUUCAGUGCAGACCUUAAAAAAUUGUAAUAUUUGAUAAAGAAAAUGUAUAUGAUAUAAAAAUAAAAAAGACAAUAUUAGCUAUAUAAUGUAAUAUUAUUGUAAAAAUAUAAUAUCUUCUAUAUAUAUAUCUAUUUAUUUAUUCUAUAUUUUACAGUAAAACAGUGACAUUUUUAUAACAUUGCCCGUUGUGUUAAAAAUAGAUCCUGAUUUGCACAAAUUACUGAGUAUCUAAACAUGCUGCAUAUUAAUGGCCUGUAAACGUAAUACAAAGUUUGUGCGUGGGCUCAGUUUGCAGGCCUGUGAGCGUUGGCUGAAUCGCUGAUUUGUUGAUUGCUUGUGAACAGAUGUAAACUAUUGGGUUGAUUUACGAACUUGUCUCUUUACAAGAAUGUAGUUGUUUGUUUAAUUGUCAACUGCUGCAGAUUUUUCUCACUUGAACUUUGAAAAAUGUAAAUAUGAUGCUGUUAAUUAUUUUAUGUGCAAAACCAGGCAGUAACAUAGGAAAAAUGAUUUUAGAAAAACAAAAACGAGACUGGUGCAUAAUGGGUUUUGAAUGUAUGCCAAGUGGCAUUAUUGAUGUUACCUGAAUAUUAACAACUGCCAUGUAAAUAGAUCAGUAAUAAUUCAUGCAAAAUGGAAACUGUGUAUUUGCCGAUUAUUUGUAGCGAUCACGUCCUAAGUAUUUUAAUCAGAUACAUCUAGAAUGCUUUUAUUUUUCUAAGUCUUGUUUCUCUAACGGUGAUCCAUCUGUCGAUUAUAUUAAGACAAAGCACAUUGUGUCCCAUUAGCGCCCUUUAUAGGACAGGUAUCGUCACAUUCUCUGGUUGCGUCGGAUGAUUUUGUGAUUGUGGGAGUUGUGGGAGUUGUGCGAUUGAAACAGGCAGCUUAAUCAAUUAAAACAAAAACAAACAAAC
Messenger RNA from Carassius gibelio (silver crucian carp), 5648 nucleotides. RefSeq names its product potassium/sodium hyperpolarization-activated cyclic nucleotide-gated channel 2-like. NCBI's taxonomy places the organism in Eukaryota, Metazoa, Chordata, Actinopteri, Cypriniformes, Cyprinidae. Gene Ontology annotation, molecular function: voltage-gated potassium channel activity. Gene Ontology annotation, biological process: transmembrane transport; potassium ion transport. Gene Ontology annotation, cellular component: membrane. The record is from RefSeq and is a predicted model, not a curated record. The coding region runs from base 14 to 3238 and encodes 1074 amino acids. The transcript has 8 exons.